Messenger RNA from Dufourea novaeangliae, 964 nucleotides. RefSeq names its product protein YIPF5 homolog (gene Yip1d1). Lineage: Eukaryota; Metazoa; Arthropoda; Insecta; Hymenoptera; Halictidae. The transcript has 2 exons. The record is from RefSeq and is a predicted model, not a curated record. Bases 125 to 907 code for a protein of 260 amino acids. Gene Ontology annotation, cellular component: membrane; trans-Golgi network. Gene Ontology annotation, biological process: endoplasmic reticulum to Golgi vesicle-mediated transport; vesicle fusion with Golgi apparatus.
GAAUUCUGCCUGCUUCUGGCAUCCUGGCAACGCUGUUCAUUGGUGUUAUUACUAAUGACAACUGUAUUUACCAGUGAUUAUAUCUAAAUUAGAAAAACAGGAAAAUUGCUAAUUAAUUAUAAAAAUGUCUGGCUAUACUGGUCAAGACAAUUACUGGGGCCAACCAGUCCAAGGACAAUAUAAUUUCGAACCCUCUGAUUUUGGUCAAUCUAACCAACAACUCGAAUUCCAAACGUACAGUGACCAACAAACUGAGAAUUAUUCCUCGUACAAUCAAAAACCCUUUCUUAACCACACUCAAAAUGCGUACAGUGGUGAUAUGUUCAAUCAAGAUGAUUUUACAAAAGGUUCGAAUGGAUAUGUAGAUGAAGAGGAUGAACCACCGCUCUUGGAAGAACUGGGUAUCGACCCCAAACGAAUAUUGCAAAAAACAUUGGCUGUAUUAAAUCCAUUUCAUAAAAGAGGAGAGCUCGAUGAUGCAAACUAUCUACUUCAAGAUUCUGAUCUGGCUGGUCCAGUUGCGUUCUGCUUAAUAUUUGCUGCAUGUCUUUCAUUAGCAGACUCAACAGCUAACUUCAGUUAUGUUUAUGGUUUAGCAGUGACAUCUUGUAUAUUCAUGUAUAUUCUUCUAUCGUUAAUGAGCCGUAGAAACAAUAUCACAUUUUCUUCUAUAGCAUCUGUUUUGGGAUACUGUCUAUUACCUGUAGUAGUUCUUGCUAGUUCCAGUAUUUUUAUUACGUUGAGAGGCCCUGUGGGAUCAAUUCUUGCCUUGUUGGCAGUCAUUUGGGCAACUCUUUCAGCAUCUAGAUUGCUUAUUGCUAUAUGUGGAGAAGAAAAUCAACGUCCCCUUAUCGCUUACCCUUGUAUUCUUCUUUAUGGUGCUUUCACAUUGAUAGUAGUAUUCUAACAUUCAGUAAAUUUAUGUACAUUUGUGUAAAGGAAAACUACAUUUUAUUAACCAUUC